GGACCCGGCCCUGUGAGCGGGGCUCGCCACCGCCAUCAGUUCCCGGCCCACUGCCAGGUGGUAAAGAGGGAAAAAAUCAAGAUUUUCCCACUAUGUCAUCCCUUCAGUCAUUACCACUAGCAACCUACAGCCAAGUCACAAACCAACUGAGACCUCCAAGUUUGAUAAGCAGAAGCCAACUAAUGUGUAUGGACUCGGUGAAUUUAGGAUGUACUCCUCCAUCUUAUACCUCACCAAGGAUCAGCUGUCCUGCUCCAGGGCCUCAGGUCUUCCUUCACUCAGAUCAACUCUCCAGGCCAUUAGUAGCUGGACAUGACAGGAGUACUAGGUCCCAUCCAAAUGGUAUGGAAGCCAUCAGAGAAAUCUUCCUGUCUGUUUUGAACUUGUCGAGGCCUGGAAAGAUGGUGUCCCAAGCUGCCGGACGGCAAGAGUUUGCUGUGGAUUCCUGGAAGGGGAGCAGUGAUGAGUCUGAAGACACAGGGGAGGGAUGCAGCCCAUCUCACACUCCUCUUCCUCUUAGCCAAGUUGAUAUUAGGUCCGCGAGGCACAAGGCCGCCUGGAUUAACUUACCACAGUGUGCGGUACCUGCAGAGGGACAGGCCCAGUUGCCAGAUUCGUCCACCCCUGUACCAGUGCAUGAGAGCAACAAGGCCCAUUUCAUAACCAGCCACAGACCCUUUCCCUUGGGAUGUUCGCCUACUCCUCCUGGGGACUCCCUCACGGCAACCCUAUUGCUGGGAGAUAGUACUGCUACAGAGGGCAGCUCCCUAAAUUGUUCAGAAGAAAUGGAUACAUGCUUAUCUCUGUCUUCAUCAGAACAGCAUGUUAUGGUUCCAGAGAGCCUGUCUCCAUCAGCCAUCUUAACAAGGUCUAAAAUUCCAGCCCGCUCCCAAGUUCUUGUGAACAGCAGUACUUCCCACUGGCCCCUAAAGCUGAUGACCCCUAUUGAAGAAGGUACCAUCCCAGCCAGCAGAAAAGCUCUUCCUCUGAAUAGCUUCUCACCAGAGACAUUGAUGCUUCCUGCUGAUGUAGAAAAGGAGAAUGCCCAUUUUUAUGCCGCAGAUAUUAUCAUAUCUGUAAUGGAAACAAUGAAGUAUAACCUCCUGAAUCAGCAGCCAGGAGAGAGCGGGGAAGGAUUGGAAGUGAGUGGCUCCCUUGGAAUUGACCAAACUGACUUGGAGAGGGGCUUUUAUAUACCUGAAAAGCAAAAAUCUUCAUCUGCUACAUCAUCUGACAGUGGCUAUGAAGGUUGUUCUGCAUUACAAGUAAACCCAGUAGUUGAAACAACUAUUCAUCAAAAUGGCCUGAAGGAGUUCUGUGAAUGUGACUCUGAUGAUUUUGUCAUUGUGGAACUUGAAGACUUUGACAAAAUCACAGAAACCUGUAGAUGUUUCCAUGACAUGAACAAAAGAUACAUUGAUGAGCCAAGCUUCAACUCAGCUGAACUGAUAGCAAAGGACCUAUAUCGAGCUUUCUGCAGGCGUUCUAGGUUGGCAGAGGUUGACUUUCACCUGGCAGGUUCUCUCCAGGCAGAUAGGGCAAUAACUGUGAAUGAAGAUAGUCUUCGAAAAGACUUUGAGUCCAGUUUGGAUGUAGUCGAGGAGAUAAAGUUUAAGUCCAGGAUUAGAGGGACUAAAGACUGGACUCCACCUAAAUUUGAAAUAAUAUUUAAUGUUCAUCCACCACUCAAGAGGGAUUUUGUGGUCUCCACCCAAAACUUUUCCUGCGCUGGCUGUGGAACACCAAUAGAGCAGAAGUACGUUAAGAGACUCCGCUAUUGUGAUUACCUGGGGAAGUAUUUCUGUGACUGCUGCCACAGUUACGCAGAAUCUUACAUCCCUGCCCGGAUCCUCAUGAAUUGGGAUUUCCGCAAGUACUAUGUCAGCAAAUUUUCCAAGCACCUCCUGGACAGCAUAUGGCAUCAACCCUUGAUAAAUCUGUUGUACAUCAGUCCAAACCUAUAUAGCAAAGCCAAGGAAUUGGAUCAAGUCAGGGAAAUCCAAGAGAAGCUUGUUCGGAUUAAGAAGCUAUUAAAGACCUGCAGAUUUGCUGAAAGGAUAUUAAAAGAUUUUGAGCAGGUGCCAGAACACUUGACAAAUGAACUCCACCUGUUCUCUCUGGAUGACCUCGUCAAGAUCAAAAAGGGACAAUUGGCUGCUGUUCUAAGAGUACUUUUGAAAGCCUCCAUUGUUCAUGUGGACAGCUGUGAACUGUGUCAAGGAAAGGGGUUCAUUUGUGAGUUUUGUCAGAGCGCAGCCGUCAUCUUCCCGUUCCAGACGACAACAUGCAAAAGAUGCCCAGUGUGCAAAGCUUGCUUUCAUAAACAAUGCUUCAGGUCAGCAGACUGCCCCAAGUGCCUGAGGAUCCAAGCUCGAAGGAAACUUUUAUAGAGUUUGCUCUCUGUGGCAACUUGAAACCAAAAAUAUUGUCUGGAUGACUGCAACUCCCCACAUAUAUUAGGGAAGCUGUUAGGCUUGCCUAUCACUGGUAAUGUUGUUUUAGACAUUGUAUGCUGUGUAUAAAGAAAUGAAUUUGCUAAGCACUAUAUUCCUUUGUAUAUAUUUAAUGUUUUUUUUUUAAAUACAGAUACUUGGCUGUCCAGGGUGAGGGCUUUGUUACUACUAAUAACUUGAUUUAAAAAAAAAUGAAUGUUCGGGAGAAUUUCCGAUGUUAUUGACUUUUUUGCUGCUAAAAGAUUUUUUAAAGAGUGUUUUGAUACUUCUUAAAUUGUAUUUGUACAGUUCUAGUUUUGCUGUUUAUACAAAGUACAGUUUCAAAAUGAUUAGACCUCUGUUUUUAAAAAGCAAGUUUUAAGUGUUGGGAUAAAUUGCUGAGUUUCUCUUCCUCAAAAACCUGAUUACGUGAAACUGACUAGAUACUUGUGUUUUCAUUAAAAUAAAUGCAAUAUCAGA
Molecule: messenger RNA, 2912 nt
Organism: Trichosurus vulpecula (common brushtail)
Lineage: Eukaryota; Metazoa; Chordata; Mammalia; Diprotodontia; Phalangeridae
Gene: RUBCNL
Product: rubicon like autophagy enhancer
Exons: 16
Coding region: 93-2390 (765 amino acids)
Biological process (GO): autophagosome-lysosome fusion; autophagosome-endosome fusion; autophagosome maturation
Cellular component (GO): autophagosome membrane; intracellular membrane-bounded organelle
Molecular function (GO): phosphatidylinositol phosphate binding
Source: RefSeq, a predicted model, not a curated record